Messenger RNA from Apis florea (little honeybee), 3869 nucleotides. RefSeq lists its product as uncharacterized. NCBI's taxonomy places the organism in Eukaryota, Metazoa, Arthropoda, Insecta, Hymenoptera, Apidae. The record is from RefSeq and is a predicted model, not a curated record. Gene Ontology annotation, biological process: nuclear-transcribed mRNA catabolic process, nonsense-mediated decay. Gene Ontology annotation, cellular component: telomerase holoenzyme complex. Gene Ontology annotation, molecular function: protein binding; telomeric repeat DNA binding; telomerase RNA binding.
UAAAUUCAUAUAAUUUGAUUGUAACAUAUUUAAUUGAAAAUAAAAUAUUUUAUAUCAGAAAUUUAAGGUAUAUAAACUAUGGGCCUAAACGCAGCUGUACAAGCUUUAAAGAAAGCAGAGCCCUUAAAGGAUAAAGUACAACGUUGUAGAGAUCUUUUAAAUGAUAGUGAUGCAUGGGUAUGCCAACAACAAUUACAGAAAAUAUAUCAACAAGUUCUGAUAUUAGAUUUGGAAUAUGCUCUUGAUAGAAAAGUUGAACAGGAACUUUGGAAUCUUGGAUUUAAAAAUUAUAUAGCAACUUUACAAUCUCAAGCAAAAGACAGGAAAAAUCCUAAACGUGGAGAAUCUCAAGCUUUACUUAGUUGGUGCUUAGAAGCAGCUAGUGGUUUUUAUUUAACAUUAUUACAAGAAAUUUGUACUGCAUUUGAUUUAGAUUUACCAUUCAGAAGGAAGGGUUAUAUUUAUGGAUGUACAUCACCAUGGAAAGCUAUUGAAAAGUUAUCAGUGCCUCAUAAAUCUUCAUGUUUUUAUGCAUGCCAGUAUUGUCUUGUGCAUUUAGGAGACAUUGCUCGUUAUAGAAAUGAGAGUAAACAAGCUGAAUUAUUCUAUAGGCAUGCAGUAUCAUUAUCACCAUCCAGUGGUCAACCAUAUAAUCAGUUAGCCCUUCUUGAAGCAUCGCGCGGUAAUAAAUUGGCAACUGUAUUUCAUUAUACACGAUCUGUUGCUGUAAAACAUCCUUUUCCUGUUGCCACAACAAAUUUGGCAAAAACAUUAUCUUCUGCUUUAAAUGAUACAUCAGUUAAUAUAGAUGGAAAAACAAAAUUAACUUCUCAAGAGUAUAUAGCAGUUUUUUUAAAGCUUCAUGGUGUGAUUCACAAUCUUGGAGAUCUAAAAAUUGCUUCUGCAUAUGCGAAAUUAUUAACUGAAACAUUAACAGCUUUAGUUGCAACAGAAAGUUUUAGCUCUUGGAUGCUUGUUCAAAUGUUCGUAAUUAAUUUGUAUGCUUUAGAACAUACAAGUGUCGUUGUUGGCAAUACUGAAUCAUUAAAACAGGAACAAUUAACAUCUGAUGAAAAAAUUGCUCGUGAUUGUAUUUUGGAUCUUAUAGCUGGAAGUUUGUCUGCCUUAUUGUUACCUGUCUAUACAAUAAAAAAUUCUAUUAUUGAGUAUUUUGCUUUGCCUUCUAUAAAACUGUGCCUUGAUUGGAUUCAUACAAAACCCACAGUUUUAGAAGAAUUAGCUUUUACAUCGAGGCUUCAAAUUUGGCCCAGUCUAUGUGUAUUAUUAAAUGCCUUGCAGAAUUGCGUAAUCGAUUUCACUUAUGAUCAAUAUAUUAAGGUACCACUGCCAGAGGAUCGUGAUCUUCAGGGAUUUUUACCGCUAGAAAAAAGUUUUGAAUGUUUAAAAUUUACGAGUACCGAUUUAGAAGAUAAUAUUGAAGCUUCCAAUAAAUUGCGAGCAAUUCGUAUCCUUCAUUUAGGUCAUUGUUUAGCACAAUAUAAAAUUAAUGGUACUGCAUUAAUUGCUAUUACAUUAGGAGAAGAAAAAGGUGAGAAUAAAUUUAGUUCUAUAAGUGAAGGAAAUGGAUUAAGCAAUGAAUUGAUGAAAGAAUUAGAAGAACUCAGUUUAAAUAGAGGAAGACAAUCUGUCGUAUCUACUAGUCCAGUUCUUUCGGAAUCUGCUAGCAGUAAAGGUUCUACAGAUGUUGAUAUAUUGGAACAUGCUCUAGAUAAAAGAAUAGGUAUCUUAAAACCUCAAGGUUCAUUAGAGCGAAGUAAAGAUACAACUUUAAUCACUGCUAUAGAAUCUAAUACUUUUGAAAACACUAAUGUGCAGCCUAGAAAACCAAGACAAAACAUAGCAAUGCAAACUAUAAUGCGACGGGCUGAAAAUGAACAAAAGCAAGUUACUUUUAAAAAUGUUUCUCCAUUAAACAUAGAAGAGGAGACUGAGAAAAAGCCUAAAGUAACUGGAAUAUCGAUAAGUCCAACAAAAGGUGUUACUCCUAGUGGAAAUAAAAAUAUAUCAGUUAUUGGAGAAAUAUCAAAGCUGAAUAAUACUUCAAAUACAACUACAACUCCAAUCACAGUUCAAAAUCGAUUACCAUUGAUGCCUUCUGUUACAACAGCUAUGCAAAAUCAAAUCAUGUCUUCUCAAAAUCUAGCAAAAACUACAAAAUUACAGCAUACUAUGUCACAAUCUACUCAAAUUAAUCAUCUCUCUAUAAAAGAACAGCAAGCAUCUGGGAUUCUAAAUUCAAUAUCUGGAAUAUCUCAAUGUGCAGGAAAUAUUUGUUAUCAAAAUCCAACUUUUAAUGUACAAAAUCCACAAUUUACAAAAAAUUACAUUACGAAUCAAAUUGGAAAUCUAUCAAGUUAUCCAAUUCAAGGACAUUUUACUGGUUCAGCAUCACAAUCACAGAAUAUAAAUUUACAUACAUCCAAUCAAAAUAGAACUAUGCAUCAGAGAACUCAUAUUGUAUCUCAGAAUACAUUGUUACAUCAAAAUCUUGGAAUUUUAUCUUCAACACAGUCGAUAAAUGCUUCCCAGAAUAUUAAUCCUCAACAGACAGGAAAUAUUGGUUUGCAGCAAAAUCGUAAUUUGAAUAUUCAACAAAAUCAUAAUUUGGCUCUGCAACAACAAAAUAUUAUGAAAAAUAACCUCAGACCAAAUACAAUAUCUUUACAUAAUCAAGCUACUUCAACUAUUGCUAAUGUUUCUACUUUGUCAACAUUAAAUACAUAUCAAAAGAAACUUCAUCAAGCUGCACUUAUGAUACCAAAUGUAUCAAAUAUACCAAGUAAUUCACUAAAUCCGAAUUUUCAGUUUAAUUUUAAGCAAAAUGAUUUUAAUCAAGAUGCCUUUAAUCAAAUACCACCAAAACAACUGUCAUCAUCAAUAUAUAAUAAAAAUUCAGAUGUUCUGGAAUUUUCAUUAUCUAAUCAUUUGGGCAUGUCAAAAAAUCAAUCUCAAUCUACAACAAAUUAUCCAGUUUUUCAAAAUUACGAAACUACAAAUUUCAGUUUAUGGAAAGAUAGUCACCAUUCACAGCUUUCUAUGCCUUGUUGGGGUUCAACAAAUAGAGGUAUACAGUUGCAUGAUGAAGAUACAUCUGUUAUGGAAAACUAUCAUAAGUGGGAAGAUUCUUCUAAUUCUGGAAAUAUGAUACCACAAAUUUCAUUAAAAACUUCAAACAAUUAUUCAUCAGAUUCUAAACAUAUGAAGCAUUUUAACACUGGAAACAAUUUUGAUAAUUCUAAAUCUUUAGAGGUAGACAACAAAUCAAAUCAAUCAAUCAGCAUAGGAAAUACUUACUCACUAUUUAGCAGUAAUAAUACAUGGGGAUCUAAUGCACAAAGUUGUAAUGUAUCAAAUCAAGAUCAAACAAAGACUAGGCUUAAUCAACAAUCUUUAUGGUUUGGACCUGGACCCUCUCCCUUGGAACGGCUUUUAGAACAACAAAAAUCAUUACGCGAAGGAGGUACCUGAAGGAAAGCAAUAUAAGAUUAUAUCGAAAUAUACUGAAAAAAGAUAUAUCCAAAUUAUGGAUGCAAAUAACCAAGGGGAUUAAACAAAACGUAUCAUAAUAAAUUCCAUCGAUCGUUUGAUGAAAUUAUUAAAUUUGUUACAAAACAAUAUCUAGUGAGAGGUUUUGUAGGCGUUUAGAUGUUCGUUAUAUAAAACGAACAAUACUCACGUCCAAAGCGUUAUGAAACGCACUGUAGAAAUAUAUAAAUGUUAAUUACUUAUGUUAAUUGUUACACGCAUGAUAGAAAACGAAGUUAUUCUGGUAGUUGACAUUACGCGAUGAAGUUAAAAAAAGAGGAAAAGGAUGAAAAAAUAAAAAAGAGAGAAAGAAGAAAGAAAAA